UGAGUAUUUUAAGAUUAACCUUCUUGUGUGUUGCUGCAAAAAUGUACUUCCUUCACUCUUAACUCUGCAAAAUGUCAUUUGCAUUGCAGAAAUAAUCUAAAAGCAUACUAUAUUUCAAAGAAAGCAAUGUCAACUGAUUUCACUUAACCAGCAUUCUCAACUUAGCCACACAGACCAGGACAACUCGAGAAAAGUAAUGAUUAGCAAUUACCACAUCCUCAGAAGUAUGUUGCUGUGGUUUUUAAAGAUUCAACAUGAAUUGUUAUGCAAGAAACUGCUGCUCAGUGUAUUGUUACUUUUACCAGUAUGAGCGGACAAGUGCUCUACAAAGAUUUUCUUAACAUGGCCUUGUUCAUCUGGAUAUUGCUGUUUAGUUUAAAGUGCCUAACUGCCUGUCCUCCAAAGUGUACUUGUGAUGAAUCCGAGGCUGUCCAUUGUCAGGGAUUGAAUCAAGAGGAGCUGAUAGAUCUUGCAACAGUUCAAGAAAAUGCUUCAUAUUGGCUAGAACAUGUCGAGUCACUUGACGUCUCCAACAACAACCUGACUUUUAUUGACCAAAACAUUUUUUUGACUGCGAAAGUCCUCCGCAAACUCUACUUGCAAGGUAAUAACAUAUUUUUCUUGCCUGCAAGUCCCUUCAGGGCUUUGUCUAAUUUGACAUUGUUAGAUUUGAGUAGCAACAAUAUUGAAUCCUUACUUUUUGGAUCUUUUGAUGGAAUGGAGAGCUUACAGACAUUAAUUCUCAGUUUAAACCAAAUCUCUUCUCUGCAAAAAGGAGUCCUUGAAGGAGUCCCAGAACUUCAUACUCUUCACCUGAGCAGUAACUCCAUUUUUACUAUCGAAGAGGGGCUCUUUGACAAUUCAACAAAUUUAAAAAAACUCUUUCUUGCCAAUAACAGAUUUACAAACCUACAGGAAGGGUCCUUUCGAGGUGCAAUCAACCUGGAAAUUUUAGAUCUAAGCUCUAAUAAUAUCAGUGCUGUACCGGUUUCUGCAUUUAUUGAUGUUCCUAAGCUAAAGAGCCUAUAUCUUUUUAAGAACCAGCUUGUUAUGGUACCAUCUGAAGCUUUCACUGCUAUCAGCUCUCUACAUAUUUUAGAUAUUAGUAACAAUUUGUUAUCUGAUGUCCUGGAAGGUGCCUUUCAGUGUCUAACUGAGCUUAAGCGAUUAGACCUAAGCUUCAACUAUAUCAAGGCUUUCUCUCCUUCAGCAUUUACUGACUUACAUAACUUGUCUGUGCUCAACUUGUACAACAACAGCCUAACUAACUUGUCAUCGGGGGUCUUCCAGAACCUGUUAGCUUUAAGGGAACUGCAUCUUGAUGACAACAACCUUUUACAUGUAUCCCCAGAUAUUUUCAGCAACACACCAAAUCUAAUGGAGCUUCAAAUGGACAGCAAUCUACUUUUGAGUCUUCCUGAUACUUUGUUUUCCCAGCUUCAGCAACUGAGGUUUCUCUAUCUCGAUAACAACUUCUUCUCAAGAAUACCACCAUUCUUUUUUCAGCAAGUCACAAACCUGCAAGAACUUCAGCUCCAUCACAAUAAAUUGGUCUCCAUACCCCAUAAUGCAUUCAGCAGCUUGAGAUUCCUGCAACAAUUAUAUCUCAGCCAUAACUCUCUGUUUGAACUGGAGCCCACGCUUUUCCAUGCACUGUUACACUUAAAGGAGCUUUAUUUGAAUAACAAUGACAUCCGAAAUAUAUCGAACACACUUUUUCAGAAUCUUACAAAACUACAAAGGCUUCAUUUACAUGACAACCACAUUUCUUUGAUUGAGCCUGGGAUCUUUGAUGGACUUGCUUCCCUGAAGGAACUUGACUUAAGCUACAAUAAGCUGUUGAGCUUAGAUCCUCUCAUUUUCCAAAACUUACAAAACCUCAGAAAGAUCCACCUUAAUAAUAACCGUCUCUUGGUCUUGCCUCCAGGAAUAUUUCAUUCACUCCACUUGUUAAAGAAACUCUAUUUGGAAAACAAUCACCUUUACCAACUUUCUUCAUAUAUAUUCGAUAGUUUAACUCAUCUUCAAGUACUAUACCUUAAUUUCAAUGAUCUCCAAAUGUUUUUAAAUGGCACUCUGGAUCCCCUGGUGUCCCUGAAGAGGAUCUACUUGGGAAACAACCCAUGGGACUGUACCUGCCCUUCUGUUCUGUAUUUACACCACUGGACCCAGAAGUAUGCAUCAAUCAUUAAAGAUAAAGUUACAUGUUUUUCCCAAAUGAACAGUCUGACUAAAUAUGUGAAACAACUGAACAUAAUUCCCUCAGAAUGCUCAGGAGCUGAUAUUAUACUGGAUACAAACCAUUUAAAACCUUGGUUUUAUUUGAUUUCGCUAUGCAGUAUAUUACUCUUCUUAUUUUUUACAAGUUAAUUUUUUAAAAAAUGAUUAAUGUUCAGAUCUGGAAGCAAGCUACCCAUAACCAAACCCAUUUUGAAAUUUGAGAUAUGAGAUAAUGGAAUACCAGGCUCAAUAGUCUUGUGUAGGUUAGCAUUAGUUGGAGUCUCGGUCUCCAGUUCAUAUUCUAAAUAUGAAAUCUAUGGAGAUGUAAUCCUAUAAUGUGGCAAUAAUUUAUCAAACCAUUUGCAUUGCAUUGCAUUAAUAUGCAUAAUGUGGGUAUAGAAAAUUAAAAUGAUUGGACAUGUUUAAGAGAGUUACUGUUCUGUAACGUUGUCAAAGUAGAAAAAUAUUCAGAAAGUUUACAGACCACUUCAUAUUUUACACAUUGUAUUAUGUUCCAGCCUUACGCUAAAAUCAUUUAAAUUCAUUUUUCCUCACAUCAAAGACACUCGAUACCACAGAAUGACAAAGGUGAAAACAGGAAUUUAGAAAUGUUUGCUCAUUUAUUGUAUUAAAAACAAAACACUGAAGUAUCACAUUGUCACAAUUAUUCAUAAGCAGCUUUGGAGUAGAUUCCAGAUUCGUGGGUAUGACAAGCUUCACACAUCUGGAUUUGAGGAUUUUCUGCCAUUCUUCUCUAAAGAUGCUUUCAAGCUCUGUCAGAUGGGAUGGGGACCACUGGUGGACAGCUAUUUUCAGGCCUCUCUAGAGACUGUGGUCACUGGAAGGAAAUACAAAGAGAAAAUGUUGGGACGCCAACCUGGUCAACCCCAUUUAAUUAUGAUAAUCAUCCAAACAAAAAUGAGUGUUCGAUGGCACUAAACAAACAAAAGUCAGGGUCCUAGGAUGAUAAAUCCUUUCUCAGCCUGUAAGCCUGUACUAGUCAUGGAGGGAAGGAGCUCUGUGCUGCGUUGCUUCUUGUAACAAUUGAUGCCUCCUUCCGGGAAGCACAGGAUAUGUUACUGGGGGACAGAAGGGGCAGAGUCAGUUGCCCUGACUGGACAUCUUCUCAGCACUGUGGAAGGAAAAAAAGGAGACAAGGUUAGCGCCAGCAUUCCCGCUUGACCCGGGGUGGAAGAGCCUGGAGGAUGAUCCACUGACACACAUAAGUGAUAAAAUGUUCAAUUUGGUUCAAGUCUAUGUUCUGGCUGUGCACCUAAAGGACAUUCCCUUUCUUGUCCCUAAGCCACUCCUGCAUUGUCUUUGGUUUGUACUUAGGGUCAUUGUCCUGGUAAAAGUUGAGCCUUAGUCCUGUUAAGGAUAUUUCUGUACUUUGCCCCAUUCACGUUUCCCUCCGCUCUGCCUAGGCUCUCAGUCCCUGCUGCUGAAAAAUAAUCCCACAGCAUCAUGCUGCCACCACCAUGCUUCACCAUUGGAAUGAUACUGCACAGGUGACGAGUAGUGACUAAUUUCCUUUAGACAUGAUGAUAAUCUUGUUUUCAUCAGACCAGGGAACCCUGUUCCUCAUAAUCUUAGAAUCUCGUAGGUGGCUCUUCUCCCACAGUUGCCCUGUUUGACUGGCUGAUCAGCACUUGAAGAGUUGUAGUUGUUCCAAAAGAUAUAUUCCAUUUAAGAAUUAUGAAAGACACUGCGCUCUUGGAAACCAUGAAUACUGCAUGAUUUUUUGUAGCCAUCCACAGAUAUGUGCUCUUACACCAUCCUGUCCCUCAGCUUUUUAGGCAAUUUCUUCAAUCUCAUGGCUUGGUUCUUGCUUUAAUAUGCAUUGUCAGCUGUGGGACCUUCUAUAGGCAGAUGUGUGCCUUUCCUAAUUAUGUCCAAUCAAUUGAGUGACCACAGAUAGAUUCCAAAAAAGGUGUAGAAACAUCUCAAUAGAAAAGAAUGUGCCUGAGCUAAAUUUCAAGAGUCAUAGCAAAGCAUAUGAAUACCUGUGUCAAAAAUGAUAUUUUAUUUUUUUAUUUUAAAUACAUUUCCAAAAAUUUCUAAAAUCUUAAAAAAUUAUUUUAGCGCAAGUCUGCAACAUAGCAAAAUGUGAAAAAAAUAAUAGGGUCUGAACUUUACGAAUCCACAGUAAAUACAGUUUGUAUAUCUGCAAAUGCUGGUCCAAUCCAAUGUGUGCUAAUAAUACUAUAUACCCUCAUAUGCAUUUCAGCAAAGAUUCCUUUAAUAUUCUCUUUAUCUAAUAUUCUAAACAAAUUAUCAAAAAUCAAUGAAUAGAUGGAUUACUAAAUUAGAAAACCCGUUUUUAUAGCAGGGUUUUUGGAGGGCUUAACACAGAAUGGCCUCAGGACAACUCAGGUCAAAGAUGAGUUAUCUGCAGCUCUCUGGUUAGUGCAACUUUAGAUGCAGGAGGAGAUGCAGUGAGUAGUAAAAUCUGUCCUAAAACAUUUAGGAAAUGCUUUGUCUUCAAGAAACAGCUGUCUGUCCAGUUCACCAACUAUGUCAGAAGCUAGCUAGUGGUGUGCAAAAAUAAGAACUAAAAAUAACCUGACAUUCGAUAGCGUAAUGCAAUGCCAAAAUAAAUAUAAAGUAAUGAAACAAACUAUUGUUAUAAAUUUGAUUGUCAAGUGUUAUCUUCAUAUACAAUUUUUAAAAUUAAUACUUUAAUUACUGUGGUGGGCUGGCACCCUGCCCGGGAUUGGUUCCUGC
Polypterus senegalus (gray bichir) is the source of this 4944-nucleotide messenger RNA. Its product is annotated as insulin-like growth factor-binding protein complex acid labile subunit. Gene Ontology annotation, molecular function: protein binding; transmembrane signaling receptor activity. Gene Ontology annotation, cellular component: membrane; extracellular matrix. Gene Ontology annotation, biological process: toll-like receptor signaling pathway; immune response. The transcript is spliced from 2 exons. The record is from RefSeq and is a predicted model, not a curated record. The coding region runs from base 265 to 2370 and encodes 701 amino acids. Lineage: Eukaryota; Metazoa; Chordata; Cladistia; Polypteriformes; Polypteridae.